GUCACAGGUGAAAGCGUGAAACUAAAAGUGGACGUUGUGUACAGCGUGGUAGUGUUUCUGGACUGUUGGCUGAAAACGUUGUUUUGUUCUAGUUUUACCUCAUUCAUCAGUGAUCUAAGGAUACGUAGACGUGUAGUGGUUCUCCUAAGCACAGAAACAACACAGGAAAUGUGAAUUAGUGGCGAAACAAGAAUGCCUUUCAGUAACAAGAUCAAGAAAUGGUGGCAUUACGAGCCACCCGAGCCGCCGACUUGGUGGAAAUAUAUCAUAGUGUGUUGUAACCUGGUGUUCACGUUAUUCUGCAUCGGGUUGAACUACGGCCUCUGGAAACUCGUGAGGGAGCUUGACAAAUUUUUCGACGAUUAUCAUCGCGUCAGAGAAGAAGUUGAUAUGAAAUGGAUAAUCUAUAUCAAUAUAUUCAUGUUUGGAAUAACAGCGCCAUUGGCAAGUUUCCUGGCUAAUAAAUACGGUCACCGUUUCACUGCCUUUUCUGGUGCCAUCCUGUCAACGUUUGGACUGUUAUUUGCUGGAUUCACAAAAAGUGUUGGGUUUUUGUGUUUUAGUUAUGGAAUCUUGACUGGUAUUGGAUACAGUCUUGUUCUCAUUCCUGGACUCGGACUCGUACCCAGAUACUUCCCACGAAGAUACACAUUCGCUAACGCCAUGGCCUUCCUUGGUACCAGUAUUAGCAUUUAUUUCUUCCCGCCGCUAUUUGAUGUUGUCGCCGAAACCUACGGUCGUAGAUCAGUUUUCUUCGUUUUAUCGUAUCUCAACGCUCAGAUGAUAAUUCUGACCAUGUUUUUGAGGCCACCGAAGACAAAGGAUGAUGUAGCGAGUACAGCCAGUCAGUCACCAGCUCACCAGAGUGAUGUGGCAACUGAUACUGAUCCUGAUGACCAGACAUGCUCGGAGAGCUGUAGUGAGAACUUAGAACAAAUCAAAAAAUAUUUGGAUGUGCAGUUAUUUUACGACAGUCCUCCUUUUGUCAUGAUGGUCGUCUCAAUGUUCUUCAUCAGUAUCGGUCACAACGUCGUCAUACUGAACCUAAUAAAUCAUUCUCUUGCCAUGGGUAACAGUAACACCUUUUCCGAGAGGCUUCUGAUUGUCUGCGGUGGCUGCAUGUUUCUUGGUGAGCUAGCUCAUGGCCUCUUAUCCAUUGGGUUGCAUUUCAGAGCUAGGUUGUCUAUGUACGGAUUUUCGUUGGCUGGAGUGGCAUUAGUUGCGAUACUCAGCUCAUUGCCAAGCUCCUAUUCUGGAUUUAUUAUCAUGGCGGCAUUAAUUGGGUUUCUGAGUGGUGUUUACCUUCCAUUAAUGGUGGUCAUUAUCAAACAUUUCAUCCGCGAUGGCUGGAGGCUGACCAGUGCCCUGGGUUUGGCAUUUCCUUUAUUUGGAUUAGGUGCUCUCAUUGGUUUGCCAAUCGCAGAUCUUUUGAAUGAGAGUUUUGACAAUGUGAACAGUUCAUAUUUCUUUGCUGGUGUAGCAUUAAUGGUUGGAGCACUCAUGCUAGUUUCCACGCCAUACUUACGAGAAAAGCAGCGGGAACGUCAGAACAUAACAGAGAAGGUAAUGGAGAGCGAAGAUGAAGUCGACGCUUCAAUACAGCCUCAUCUCUAUGAAGAAGUCGCAUCAUCGUCAUCUGUGAAAAGUUCACCUGCACACAAUUCAAAAUCGGAGAAAUCACCGACUCAUUCACUGGGCAGCAAAAGUCAUGACGUUGAGAAAAAAGAAACUGACAUGGCGAAUAUUGUGUAAUAAUAAACAAAUUUUUAAAUGUAUAAAAUAUGUAUUCUACUGAAAUGAAGAUGGAGGUGGAUUUUACUGAAUCUUAAUUUGAUUUGUACUACAUGUAGUAUUGCAUUGUC
Saccoglossus kowalevskii is the source of this 1862-nucleotide messenger RNA. RefSeq names its product monocarboxylate transporter 13-like. The record is from RefSeq and is a predicted model, not a curated record. Gene Ontology annotation, biological process: monocarboxylic acid transport; transmembrane transport. Gene Ontology annotation, molecular function: monocarboxylic acid transmembrane transporter activity. NCBI's taxonomy places the organism in Eukaryota, Metazoa, Hemichordata, Enteropneusta, Harrimaniidae.